Molecule: messenger RNA, 309 nt
Organism: Knipowitschia caucasica
Lineage: Eukaryota; Metazoa; Chordata; Actinopteri; Gobiiformes; Gobiidae
Source: the annotation of a GenBank genome assembly
AUGGAGAUGGAGGAGGAUGAGGAAGAGGGUAAUUUCUACGUGGUCACCAGGCCAGCCCUUGGAGAGGCAAUCACUUCCACUGUGCCCUCACAAGCAGGUACCCCCCUCCAGCCUAAUCAUCCGCCUGUCUCCGAACCCUCAGGAGGUUCCUUAAGGCAGCCUCCGCAUCAGUUCCCAGAAGGCCCCAGGAGGACAACCCGGGCCACAGCGGGUCGGCACCCGAACCAGCACCAUCUCCCUACCACAGCAUCUCUUAGGACUCCGGUGGUGGCUAUUUUCCCCCGUUUUAUCGCAAUUUUAAGAUUUUAG